UCAGAGCGUUCAGAGUGUUUUGAUUGUGUUCUCGGUGCUAACAGACACAACUGCAACUCUGGUUGUGCUUGGAAGUGAAUGUGAGACUCGCUGAGAAUGAAUCUAGCGGAUUAAUGUUCUUUCGGAUUUAUACCUGAACCUGAGCCCUGGCUGAUUAUUUUCCGCGGACUGCUGUGGUCGGUGAGGAGAAUGGGGUGCUGCUCAGGGAGAUGUGUUCUGAUCUUCCUGUGCACUGUUCAACUGAUCACUGCUUUGGAGAGGCAGGCAUUUGAUUUUCUAGGUUACCAGUGGGCUCCAAUCCUGAUUAACUUUCUCCAUAUUAUUGUGGUCAUACUUGGACUGUUUGGGACCAUCCAGUACCACCCCCGCUAUGUUAUACUGUAUGUAGUCUGGACUGUCUUCUGGGUGACAUGGAAUAUCUUCAUCUGUUGCCUCUAUCUUGAUUUGGGGGGCCUUUCUAAGGAGAGUGACUACAUGUCUCUGGGGCUGUCCUCACAUGGGUCCUGGUGGAAGGACAACGGGCCAGGCUGUGAGAACCAGGACCUGCCAGAAGCUAAAUGGCAGGGUGAAGACAGUCCUGCACUGAUAUCUACUCUGGGCUGUGUGCUGGAGUACCAGUACAUAGAGGUUCUCCACAGCGCAUUGCAACUGGUCAUUUCUCUGCUGGGAUUCAUGUUUGGCUGCUAUGUGGUUAGCGUCUUCAAUGAGGAAGAGGACACAUACCUAUAUAAAUGAGGAGUGUCUAGCAGACAAAUAUCAAGCAAAGACAGGAGCACGAGGAAGAAAAGAACAAGGAAGAAAGGAUGGAGCCAUUUCUCUAAAAACUUCGAAGGAGCAGUAACCUAUGAAAACCUGAUGAAUGACUCAUGUUUGUGUUUUAGACCCAUUUGUGCACUUAAUCCUGGCCACAGUUAUCUUUCUAUUAUAGACAGCCUUUAUGGCAAGGACUAUGCCAUAUCUGAGAUAAGAGAACAACAUCCACAUAUUUAACGUUACUUUUAACAUAUCAACUAAACAUGUAUGUGAUGCAGAAAGUAGUUUUCCUAACUCAUAUUUUUAUUGAAUCUCUUGUCAUAAGACAAGUAUAUUUUUUGGAGAUAUUGUGAACAUUAUCCUGUUAUGUGUUUUUCCACACAUAGAUGUAAAAUUCUUAGGUUUUAAUGUUGACAGCAAUGGACGUGAACUACUUGUGAAAAUAAUAACAGUUGGCAAUAUGUUUGUAUGUGUGCACAUUUUUUGUAAAUGAAGGCCAACACGGGAUUAUAUGUAGAGCCACAAU
Colossoma macropomum (tambaqui) is the source of this 1279-nucleotide messenger RNA. RefSeq lists its product as uncharacterized. Gene Ontology annotation, biological process: regulation of sodium ion transport. NCBI's taxonomy places the organism in Eukaryota, Metazoa, Chordata, Actinopteri, Characiformes, Serrasalmidae. The transcript has 6 exons. The coding region runs from base 190 to 735 and encodes 181 amino acids. The record is from RefSeq and is a predicted model, not a curated record.